AUGGCCAUUUCCGCCGCUUCACGAGCAGCAAACAGUGCAGCUGAGCAGCAAGCAUCGCAGCGCAGCAGUAGAGCAGCCACCAGCGAAGCGCAGCAAAGCAGAGCAGCCACCAGCUAUUGGCGGAGGAAAGGCAGGCAAGCAACUCGCGGGCCCGUAUCAAGCCGACCACGCCGGCCACAUCGAGGGGCGGGGCGCCUCCGGCCCCCUCCGCGCGGGCUCGGGCGGGUCGCCGCUGCCCACGUCGAGCACAGGCCGAUCGUGCCGGCCCCUCGCGCGACCUCGGGCAGGUGCCCGCCAGCCAACGCGAGCGCGGGCGCGCGGCCGCGAGGCGGGACACCGCCGGCCCCCUCCGGCGCGGAUCUGCGCCCCGCCGCCGCCGCCACAAUCGCAGCUUUCCCCAGCCGCUUCUUGUCCUCUUCCUUGCCGGCGCUGGUCCUGCCGCCUCCGCCCCUGCCCGAGAGGAAUCCGUUCGCCGCGCUCCUCUCCUCUGACCCUCCGCCGCCGGAGCCUCUCCGCCUGGUGCUCGCCGCGGGCGACGUCCGCUCUGCGCUCCGCGGCCUCCCGGGCCUCGCGCGCCAGCUCAGCUCUUCCGGUGGCGGAGGCCACCCCGCGAGUCUUCCAGCGCACCGCCCACGAACGGAUAAGGGCGACAGGGACGGAUGA
Messenger RNA from Panicum virgatum (switchgrass), 663 nucleotides. Its product is annotated as wiskott-Aldrich syndrome protein homolog 1-like. Lineage: Eukaryota; Viridiplantae; Streptophyta; Magnoliopsida; Poales; Poaceae. The transcript has 2 exons. The record is from RefSeq and is a predicted model, not a curated record. The coding region runs from base 1 to 663 and encodes 220 amino acids.